Messenger RNA from Quercus lobata, 898 nucleotides. RefSeq names its product 28S ribosomal protein S33, mitochondrial-like. The transcript is spliced from 4 exons. Lineage: Eukaryota; Viridiplantae; Streptophyta; Magnoliopsida; Fagales; Fagaceae. Gene Ontology annotation, cellular component: mitochondrion. The record is from RefSeq and is a predicted model, not a curated record. Bases 413 to 742 code for a protein of 109 amino acids.
UUCAAUAAAAAAAAUUCACUUAAUGGCGUCAAAAGCCAGAUGAUUCUGUUCAAAUUUUUUUCCCAACCGCAACUAACUUUAACACCCUAACCACUCCAGUCCUCUCUGUCACAGGCUCACUGCCUCCACCGCCUCUGUCCAAACGCAUGCAAGCUCUUCAUGCGUCCUUCCCUACACAUCAAAUACUCCCAGAUUUGAAGAAGUUUGCGGUGGCAAAGAAGACACGCGGCGGAGUUCGGUGACGAAGCCGGUAAAUCCAUUCCUCUCUGGCAAGAUCACAGACAUUCUCCUAAUAUCCUUUUCAAAGUAGAGCCCUUUGGAGUUUGGAAUCACCUCUAAGCCAAUAAAACCUAUGGGCAACUAACCCUACCCACCAUAACUAGUUGCUGGGUAAUCCAAGGCAUUCACUCCUAUGCGAGGUGAAGUGAGGAUGGCUACUGGCAGCCUAAAGAAUAUUCUGGCUACGGCUGUCACUAGAGGAGUGACCGAAGCAAGGGCAAGGAUAUUUGGGCACAUACUUAACCCAACAGGCCAGAGAUCACCCCACAAGCUGUUACGCAAGAAGCUCAUUGGUGAAAAGGUUGCCGAAUGGUACCCACAUGACAUCAUGAAAGAUGAUCCUCUAAUCAUGGCUCGUCGAGAACAAGAGCGCUUAUCCAAGCUUGAAAUGUUGAAGCGUCGUGGAAAGGGACCACCCAAGAAGGGCCAAGGAAAGCAAGCUGCCAAACGUAAAAAGAAUUGAUGUCUUGUGUUCUUGGAAUUAGAUUAUCUUUUGAACAAAAAGGCUGUUAGCCUGUGGAAUUCUUGUGACAACUUUCCAGGAUAUUUUCCUGACUUAUUUUUGCCUAAAAGAAGGUUUGAGGAAUCAAUGCAUUUGCUUUUGAGUUACUGCCCUUUA